AUGUCUAUCCUGGAGCGCUUGGAGCAGAUGGAGAGGAGGAUGGCAGAGAUGGCCAGCCACCAGCAGUCGAGCAGUGCAGGGAGUGGCGGAGCUGGGGGAGGAACAGGGGGAGGGGGAGGAGGAGGAGGGGGAGGAGGCGGAGGAGGUGGAGGCAACAACAGCCAGUCACAGUGCUUAUCUGGUCAGACGCAGGCCAGCAGCUCCUUCGAGAGUCGUGUCGUUGUGGUCUGUGAGAAGAUGAUGAGCAGAGCUUGCUGGGCCAAGUCCAAACAUUUAAUCCACUCCAAGACCUUCAGAGGCAUGACACUCCUUCACCUGGCUGCAGGCCAGGGCUACGCCACCCUCAUCCAGACACUCAUCAAGUGGCGCACCAAACAUGCUGAUAGUAUUGAUUUGGAGCUAGAGGUGGACCCUCUCAAUGUAGAUCACUUCUCCUGCACGCCUCUGAUGUGGGCAUGUGCGCUGGGUCACCUGGAGGCAGCAGUGGUCCUGUAUAAAUGGGACAGACGGGCCCUAGCCAUCCCAGACUCUCUGGGUCGCUUACCCCUCUCUAUUGCCCGGUCUCGUGGCCAUACCAAAUUGGCUGAAUGUCUGGAGCAGCUACAAAGGGAAGAGCAGCAGUCACCCGCCCCUCUCCCCCCCACAACUCGCAUGUCUUUCUCCCCGGCCCCCGACACCCCUACCACAGACAGCUGGAUGGUCAGCUGGGCGAACAACAGCGGAGUAGCACCCAGCGGCAAGAAAGGGGGUCCUGCCACCACUACAACAACAUCCAGCACUACAAGCCUCAAUCCAGACUUGAGAAGGCCAAGGUCAGAGCCCUCCAACUACUACAGCAGCGAGGGCCAAAGAGACCUCCCCCUAGCUAAAAAACAUAAACCCAACCCAGAACUGUUUCAGACUCGGCCCGAUAAGGCCAUGUCUGUGCCUCUGAGCCUGGAGCAGCAACAGCUCCACAAGCUGUCCUCUAGCCCCAAGAGCUUGUCCUCAGAGGGCCUGAGCUCAGACAAGGGCCUGUCAACAGGAGGCAGCACAGGGACAACCAGAUGGACCUCCAGAGAGAGCUUCUCUAGCAGCGGCAUGGGGAGGAAGGCGUUGGGGGUCAGUGGAAGCAGCAGCUUGGGGAAGGAGAAACUGGUGAACCGGUUGCGUCAACGGGAACAGCUGGGCAUGCUGGUGAUAGCUGACAGGGAAAUGGCUGAUGCAGAACUAUUAUCCUAUCGAGAAGAUCUGGAGAACCAGGACUGUCUCACACAGAUGGAUGACCUGCAGGCCAAUAUGAUGACUCUGGCGGAGCACAUCAUCGAAGCAACUCCAGAGAGAAUCAAAAGGGAGAACUUCACCGCGGCAGACUCUGUGCCCUUAGACACGUCAGGAGUCAGCAACACCAUGAACUGGCUGGCCAACUACCUUGGAGAUGUGGAACAGCUGCCGAGCAUCAUACACCUACGAUCUCUUUACAAUGAGCCCCUGACCACAUCGUCAAACCCCAGCCUCAGUCCUGGGGGGUCUCCACUGAGAGAGGGGCCCCUGGAGAGGUCUGUACUCCCGUCCCCAGCUGACUGGAGUGAGUUCAUCAAUGCCUCCAACAGCAAAGUGGAGCGAGACCUGGCCCAGCUGACUCUGUCAGACCCAGAGCAGAGAGAGCUGUAUGAGGCCGCCCGCCUAGUCCAAACUGCCUUCCGCAAGUACAAGGGGCGGCCACUCAGAGAGCAACAGGAAGUAGCUGCUGCUGUUAUUCAACGUUGUUACAAGAAAUACAAACAGCUAACAUGGAUAGCCUUGAAGUAUGCACUUUAUAAGAAGAUGACGCAGGCCGCCAUCCUUAUCCAGAGUAAAUUCCGCAGCUACCACGAGCAGAAGAAGUUUCAGCAGAGCAGGAGGGCUGCCGUGCUCAUUCAGCAAUACUACCGCAGCUACAAGGAGUUUGGCCGGCUGAAGCCCCACCACCGCGGGGCUGCUGCUGCCCUGGUGCAGCACAAACUGAGAGGUAGUCUGCUCACAAAGAGGCAGGAUCAAGCUGCCAGGAAGAUCAUGAGGUUCCUACGCCGCUGCCGUCACAGGGUGAAAGAAUUGAAAAGGGCCAGGGAACAUGAGACCCCUCAAAAGAGCCCCCUCGCGAUGUGA
Molecule: messenger RNA, 2127 nt
Organism: Anoplopoma fimbria (sablefish)
Lineage: Eukaryota; Metazoa; Chordata; Actinopteri; Perciformes; Anoplopomatidae
Gene: camta1a
Product: calmodulin binding transcription activator 1a
Exons: 12
Coding region: 1-2127 (708 amino acids)
Biological process (GO): regulation of transcription by RNA polymerase II
Cellular component (GO): nucleus
Molecular function (GO): protein binding; transcription coregulator activity; double-stranded DNA binding
Source: RefSeq, a predicted model, not a curated record